AUGGAAACCAAAAUAAGCUCACUCAAGUAUAAUUUUUCAGAAAACACAGAGGCACUCAAUAACAAUGAAAUAUACCAGCAAUUUGACCAAAAACUGGAAUCCGGCAUUUUUGACCCAUUAUCCACAAACUUAAUUACUUCAACAGAGAAGCUAAUAUCUAAAAUCAAUGAAAUCCAAACAAAAAAUCCACUGCAGCCUAUUAUUAAUAUUCAGCAACAAAAAAUAUUAACAGAAUUUAUAUCCUAUUUUAAAAAUGAUAAUGAAGAGGAUAAUAAUAAAAAUGGAUAUUUGAUAUCAUCGUUAUUUUGCUGCAUUUCAGAAUUAUUACUGAUUCCUGCUCUUACCUUUCAUAUCGCAAAUUUCUUUCGACCAUUAUUAAUUGAUUUGGUUGCGAGAUGGCUAUUACUACCACAAAAUAAUUACAAUAGUAUUCAUAAUAAAAGUGCCGAAAUAUUCGAUGCUUCGUUUGACCCUGCAAAUGAUAAUAGUUUAAUGUCUAGAGUUGAAUGCGUCGCACAUUCCUUUGGUCUUUUAUUACCGAUUGCGCCUCAAUUAAAAAGUUUGGCAGUUUCUUUCUUUACGUGUUCACCAUCAUUAUUUGAGAGGUUUAAUUUCUACGAAUCAAAUAUUAAAAGUGGAACAUCCACAAAAUACCUGCAAGAUCUUUUAAUAACUUCCUUUCGGCUAUUAAAUUUUUCAAAGGACACGUUUUCACAAUUAUGGGAUUGGUCGCCUCUAUAUAAAUUAUUAUCUCAUUCAAAUCUUUCGAUUCGAUAUCUGACGAUAUGUUGUCUAAGUCAUGUACUUAAUAUGAGUGAUAGUCAAAGGCAUCAAGCUUUUGAACGAUGGGUUGAAGAUUCGGAAAAUAACGAAAAAAUGUUAGUGGAAUGGGAAAACGGACGAAUGUUAGAUCUUGGAAUGUUGACAUUAAUAGAACAAGAAAAUAUUGCAUCGGCGCAAUUAUCUUUAUUUAAUAAUGAAUUUAAUCAUCAAGAAGAUCUACAAAAAGAUAAUAAAUAUCGAUUCUUUAUGGAAUCUAAUUUAUCUUCAAAUAUCAUUAAUCUUUGUGGAGUUUUACUCCCAAAGUUUCAUCAUAAUAACGCGUCGUCUGUUAAUAAUUCAUCAAAGGAAUUACAAAGACUUGUUAUGACAAAGACUACGCAGCGUAAUAUCAAUUCAAUCGCUUUAGCUAUUUCUAUUGGUGCUCCUGUUUUGCUUGAAGGAAUAAUAGCCCUUCUUCGAAUACAUAUUGGAGACCAAACUGACUCAAAAAUAUUACUUGGCACCUAUGUUUCUACGUCUACGCCGGCUUCUUUCAGAUGGCAGCCGGGCGUAUUAACGACAGCAGUACGCGAGGGUCGAUGGAUUCUAAUAGAAGAUAUCGAUCUCGCCCCAUCUGAAGUCAUUUCAGUGUUAAUUCCAUUACUAGAAACACGUCAACUUUUUAUUCCUAGCAGAGGCGAAGUAAUCAAGGCAAAAGAAGGUUUUCAAAUAUUCGCCACUAAAAGUUUGCUGCCAGAGAAAUCCAAUCUAUACGAAAAGGAUAGUCGAUCGAUAAAAUAUUCUAAUAGCAAUAGCAACAAUAUUAUGGGUUAUAAUCUCUGGACAAAAAUGAAAAUCGAUAAUCUUGAUUUUGAGGAAUUAGUUCAUAUAAUUAAUAUUCGAUUCCCUAAUUUACAAGAAUUAUCGUCCAGUAUAAUACACGUGUUUAAAUCUAUCACUUUAUUAUACGAAAAGUUUAAUUCUUCUGGAAUGAGAUCAUCGUCGGCUAUUAGGUUUAUUUCAACGCGUGAUUUAAUGAAAUGGUGCUAUAGAAUUAGCAUCUUAAUAGGAAACAGGUCAGAACUUAUCACGUCCGAAGGACUUGAUCAAAAAACCCGUGAGGAUCUUUUCAGUGAAGCGGCAGAUUGCUUCUGUGGAAUGAUUUCUGACUAUGAAGAUUGGAUAAAAGCAUUAGAAUAUGUCGGUGAGGCAUUACUGAUACCAAAAGAGCGUAUACAUUCAUAUGUGAACGCGUAUAUUCCAACAUUGGAUAUCAGUAAAUACCUGAUUACAAUUGGUCGUGCAAAUUUAAAACCUUUUGGCAAUAAUAAUAAAAAGAAUCAAUUACUAUUAUCAAAAUCAAAAAAAGGAAAAAGGACAAUUUUUGCAAACACAUCACACGCAUUAAGAUUACUUGAAAAAAUAGCAGUAUGCGUGUAUUUAUGUGAACCAAUUCUUUUGGUGGGUGAAACGGGCACAGGUAAAACUACCGUAAUACAACAUUUAGCUGAUUUAUUGCAGCAAAAUCUCGUGGUGGUUAACCUAUCACAACAAAGUGAUAGUAGUGAUUUACUCGGAGGAUUUAAACCGGUCGAUGCCAAAGUUCUUGCGACACCCUUAAAGGAAGAAUUUGAUGUUCUUUUUGAAAGAACAUUCUCUAUUAAACGAAAUCCAAAAUUUUUGGAUAUGGUGAGAAAAAUGUAUGUCACAAGAAAAUUUGAGAAAUUUGCUACCUUAUUAAUGCAGGCUGUUGAAAUGGCUGAGAAACGAUUUAAUAAUGAAUUUGAUCGGGAAGAGAAUAGCAACAAUAAAUCUUCGAAGUCAGCGAGUCCAGAAUUAAGACAACGAUGGAAAAAUCUCGCUGAUUCGGUGAAUAAAUUUCAAUACCAGCAUACACAGAUUCGAGGAAAAUUAAUGUUUAAUUUUGUUGAAGGAACAUUGGUCAAGGCUGUCAUUAACGGCGAUUGGAUUCUAUUGGAUGAGAUUAAUUUGGCAUCAACAGAAACACUUGAAUGUCUCAGCGGAUUGUUACAGGACUCUCAAGGUUCAAUCUUAUUAACGGAAAAAGGGGAUACUGAAGUGAUAAAGCGUCAUCCUAAUUUUCGGAUAUUCGCUUGUAUGAAUCCUGCAACUGAUGUGGGAAAACGAGAUUUACCACCUGCUUUACGUAAUCGUUUUACUGAAUUUUACGUCCACCCUCCUGAUACAAAUCAAGAGGAUUUACUUGCAUUUGUUAAACAAUAUCUCAUGGGAUGCUUACAUGGUGAUGAACAUGCUCCUAUGGAUAUUAUCGAAUUUUAUUUGACAGCUAAAAAUUUAUUAACGGAGCACAAACUUGCGGAUGGUGCUAACCAACGACCACAUUUUAGCAUGAGAACGCUUGCUCGUGCUUUAAUCUACGUCAAACAAAUCAUGCCAAUUUAUGGAUUUCGACGUUCAAUCUAUGAAGGAUUCUGUAUGACCUUUUUGACACAAUUGAAUCAAGAAAGUGAAAUAAUUAUGCGUGGGUUGAUUGAAAAAUUCUUACUAAGGGGAGUUAAAAAUCCACAUGAAUUGAUUUCUCGAAUUCCGCGUGAACCUCCCAACGAUCUAAAUGGAAAAUAUAUUCAAUUUGGAUAUUUUUGGCUUGAACGUGGAAGUUAUCCAAUUGAAGAAAUGCCACAUUAUAUAUUGACAAAAUCAGUAAAAGAAAAAUUAAAUAGCCUGGCAAGAGUGAUUAGCAGUAAAAAAUUUCCGGUAUUAAUUCAAGGACCAACUUCUGCUGGGAAAACUAGUAUGAUUGAAUAUUUGGCGAAAAGAACCGGUCAUCGAUUUGUACGGAUAAAUAAUCAUGAACAUACAGACUUGCAAGAGUAUCUCGGAACUUAUGUUUCCAAUAGUGAAGGAAAAUUAGAAUUUCAAGAAGGUGUUCUAGUUGAAGCGCUAAAGAAUGGAUAUUGGAUAGUUCUCGAUGAAUUAAAUUUAGCCCCUUCGGACGUUCUUGAAGCGUUAAACAGACUUCUCGACGACAACAGGGAACUAAUGAUUCCAGAGACUCAGCAAAUUAUUGAACCUCACAAAGAUUUUAUGUUAUUCGCUACACAAAAUCCUCCGGGAUUAUAUGGUGGACGAAAAGUUUUGUCGCGUGCGUUUCGUAAUCGAUUUCUGGAACUUCAUUUCGAUGAUAUACCCGAUGAGGAAUUGGAAACUAUUCUUUCAGAGAGAUGUAGAAUCGCUCCUUCAUAUGGUAAAAAACUUGUUCAAGUAUAUAAACAAUUGAUGGAGAAGCGACAAGGAACAAGGAUUUUCGAACAAAAGCAUGGCUAUAUUACUUUAAGAGAUUUAUUUCGCUGGGCUGAAAGAGGCGCUGUCGGUUAUCAGGAACUAGCUGAACACGGUUAUAUGUUAUUAGCUGAAAGAAUACGAAAGCCAGACGAGAAACUUCUUGUUAAAAAUGUUUUAGAAACAGUCAUGAAAGUAAAGAUUAAUGAGGAAUUAUUAUAUGAUUGUACUAAUCUGAAUGAAUAUCAACAAUACUUGAACUCGAUCAGACAACUUGGUAAAAAUGAUAUAGUAUGGACGAAAUCAAUGAAGAGAUUAUUCACACUUGUGUCUCAUUGUCUAAGAUUCAAUGAGCCUGUUUUGUUAAUUGGCGAAACCGGAUGUGGCAAAACGACGGUAUGUCAAAUGAUUGCGCAAGCGAAAAAUAAGGCGAUACACAUUGUAAAUUGCCAUCAAAAUACUGAAACUUCGGAUUUACUUGGGGGUCAGAGGCCCGUGAGAAAUAAAGCGAAUUCUAAUGCAGAACUCAAAAAUGAUUUAAUUGCAUUUCUGAGAACGCAUCUGUUGUCAGAAGAAAAUAGUACAAAUGAUACAGAAUUAGAUCAGUUAAUCUUUUUGUUUGAAAAUGGCAUAAAAGGGAAUAAAGUUAUGCAGCAUAAUCAUAAUGAAACUAUAUCGUCACUACAAACAAGAUGUCAACAAGCCCGAGCAUUAUUUCAGUGGUAUGACGGAGCAUUGAUUAAAGCCAUGAGAAAAGGCGAAUUCUUUCUAUUGGAUGAGAUUUCUUUAGCGGAUGAUUCAGUAGUAGAGCGAUUAAAUAGUGUGCUCGAAUCGAAUCGAUUACUCGUAUUACCAGAAAAAGGUGGUCUAUACGUCGAAGAAUUAAAUGCUCAUGAUGAAUUUCAAUUUCUUGCUACGAUGAAUCCUGGAGGUGAUUACGGCAAGAAAGAAUUAUCACCCGCUUUAAGAAAUCGGUUCACUGAAAUAUGGGUUCCUCCCGUAACUGACCGCGAGGAUUUAUUGAAAAUUAUUACCACACAAUUCAAUAAUUCAAGUUUACUUAGAUACGGAGAACGUAUCCUCACGUUUAUUGAAUGGUAUUAUUCUCAGUCCGUUGUAAAGACCCGGGAAAUAUUGAGUUUAAGGGAUAUUUUGACUUGGGUUUCUUUUAUGAAUAUUACCACUUUGAAUGAAAAAUUCAAACCAUCCGUCGCGUUUAAACAAGGUGGAUGUUUGGUGUUGUUGGAUAGAAUUGGAUCAGAUUUAGCAGUUUCAGAUGUAUUAUAUAAAGAAUUUCGUGAUAAAUGCAUCAAAAAGUUAUCACAACUUGUGGAAGAUGAUGGUGAAAUUGUAGAUAACUUUGAAAAUCAAAUUAUUUCAACUUCGACCCAUUUUGGCAUUAACCCUUUUUAUAUUGAAAGAGGUUCUUUAAGUAGUGAUUACGAUACGGUUAAGUUUCAGUUGCAAGCUCCAACAACAUUUGACAAUGUUUUUCGAGUGCUGCGUGCAAUGCUACUCAAAAAGCCAAUUUUACUUGAGGGUAGUCCAGGGGUUGGGAAAACUAGCUUAAUUUCAGCUUUGGCAGCUUCAUCUGGUCAUCGACUUAUCCGCAUUAACCUUUCAGAGCAAACGGAUUUAAUGGAUCUAUUUGGUUCUGAUUUGCCAGUUGAAGGAGGCCAUGGCGGUGAAUUUGCAUGGCGAGAUGCUCCCUUUUUGCAGGCGAUGCGAGCUGGAGAUUGGGUAUUACUGGAUGAAUUGAAUCUUGCAUCGCAAUCAGUACUUGAAGGUCUAAAUUCUUGUUUAGACCAUCGUGGUUCAGUCUAUAUACCCGAACUAGACCGGGAAUUUAGCUGUGCUAACGAAUUUCGAGUAUUUGGUGCUCAAAACCCAUUUCAACAAGGAGGUGGACGAAAAGGGUUACCAAAAUCAUUCGUUAAUCGAUUCAUCAAGGUUUACCUCGAACAGCUCACGAAAGAAGACAUGAUCUAUAUAUCACAAAGUUUAUUCUCUGAAAUUGAUUUGUCAGCCCUGUCUCGAAUGAUAGAGUUCAAUACACGUAUCUAUGAAAGUACUAUGAUUUCUUGUGAGUUUGCUCAUCGAGGAAGUCCUUGGGAGUUUAAUCUUCGUGACGUAAUUCGCUGGUUAGAGCUUAUGCGAAAAGAUUCUGGAUUGGAUUUUAAAGCUAAACCUAGCAAUUACUUGGAUUUACUUUAUUUGCAAAGAAUGAGAACCGCUGAAGACAGAGACCAUGUUAUUUCAUUAUACAAUCAAAUUUUUGACUUGGAAAAAUACGAACAACCAAAACAACCUAGUUUUCAUAUUGAUAUCAAUUACCUGCAAAUCGGAAAUUCUAUUCUUCCAAGAAAAAUUUCUCGUAUGAAUAGCAAAAGUUUAGAACAUCAAUUGCAUUUACUGCAAUCAGAUUUACGACCUUUACAGGCAAUCAUGAAGUGUGUAGAGAUGAAUUGGAUGGUUAUCUUGAAUGGUCCUGAAGCUUCCGGCAAGACAUCCAUGAUUCGAUUACUGGCUCAAUUAACCGAUAACCAAUUGGAAGAAUAUGCAAUGAAUAGUGGCGUGGAUACUAUUGAAUUAUUGGGCGGAUUUGAACAAUUGGAUUUGGCAAGGCAUCGUCGUUCUUUUUUAGAAGAAUUAAAUGAAUUGUCAUAUAAACUUAUUAAAAGUUUAUUAUUACUAAGAGAAUCCGUGUCGUCGCCUUUUUCAAUGACUAUGGAUGGGCAAAAACAACAGGUUUUACAUACUAUCGGUCAACUGAAUGAUUUAUUAUUCACCUUAGAAAAUCAAUAUAAAUUAAGUUCGGAUCAAAGACAGACUAUUGAUUUUGGGAUAAUCGAUCGAAUUCUCGAAAUUGUUGGUCAGAGUAUAGCAAAUUUCGAAUUAUUCGAAUUCAAUUCAUAUUAUUCAAAAGUAUCUCAAAGAAUAAUGACGUUGAAACAAUUAGAAAAUGAGUCAGUUUCUGGACGCUUUGAAUGGAUUGACGGAGUGUUAAUCAAUGCUCUAGAAAAUGGCCAUUGGCUUCUAAUCGAUAAUGCGAAUCUUUGCAAUCCAUCCGUACUAGAUCGCUUGAAUCCCGUAAUAGAACCCAACGGGUUUUUGUUAUUGAAUGAACGAGGGCAAGUGGAUGAUAACGGCAACCUGAAAAUCAUACGACCACACAAAAAUUUUAGAUUAUUCAUGACUGUUGAUCCACGAAAUGGUGAAUUAUCACGCGCCAUGCGGAAUCGUGGGGUUGAAGUAUCUUUGUUGAAUGCUGAUUGGUCAAAAAAUCCACGAGAUUUGAUUAAACUGACUAACGGAAUUGGUUUUCGUGGAGAAAAAUUACCAUUGCUCGUUGGAGCAAUUCAUAAAGAAAUGGAAAGUAUCUCAAAAAAUCUUAGUCCAAGAAAUUAUUUGAAAUUUGUUCAAAUUAUGCUCGAGAGAUUGCAACGCGGCGAUGGAUUGAAACCUGCUUUACAGAACACUUUAAAACAAAUUUAUGAUUCAUUGGAAUAUGAAAAAGAUUAUGUUCAUCUUGAAAAAUUCGAUAUAGACCAGGUGUUAUCUAAGGAGGCAACUUUGAUCAAUUCGUUGUCUUCUACCAAUUGUCCCUUAUUUAUUGGCGGAAAUAUAUUCAGAGAAGAAUCAACUAUUGGAAGGAUCUUACUUCAUGGCGCGUAUCUUUAUUGUUUAGUGCAGAAACAUCAUCUUGGUAUUAAUGAUAACUUUGAUAGUAAUAUGAUUGGGCAUUUUGCGAGUCAACAUCUCCUGGAAAAUAUAUCUACAAAAGACUAUAAUAUGUGCACACGUUUGUUAAAUUAUUUAUCAUCAAAUAUGAAAUCUAAUAUUGUGCCAGAAUGUGGUUUUAUAAAGAUGCACCAUUUCCUACUUGAGAAUCUAUUUCAACACCCUGUGGCUGCACAAAUUGCCGAGCACAAACGUCAGUUAGCCAAAAUAGUAAACUUGGACGAGAGAUUUAUUGCAAAUCAGCCACUUGACAUAACAAAUAAUCCGGAUCUGGUAAAAGUAUUUGUUAACGGGAUGGAAAAUAACGAAAGAAUCCGUACACUGUGGAAUAUGUAUUUGAUUAAAAUUAAAGAACUUGAACUAUUAACACGCGUAAAACGUGACGAAUAUAUUGAGAAUAUCAAUUAUCAGCAUGCAGCUCGUCAAAAUACCUCGCGAUUGUCUAUAGUUCAACAAUCCUAUAUGUAUCAAAUUGAGAAACAACAACAGCAAUUACCAGUGAAUUAUAAUAGUAAUGAAAAGAAAUUAGAACACCCAGUGAUGGUUGCUAUUUACCCAUUUUUUGAGGGGUCUAGAAGAUUGAUAGGUGAUUUGCUGGAGAACGGAGGCUUUUAUAACACUGAGAUGUUUUUAUUCAUCCACAAAUUCUUGGACUAUCAUGAAUUCUUUUGGCGACAAUGUACUUCCACUACCAAACUUAAUCUCGGAAAUAUUAAAAACUGCCUCGACUUUAUGUACCAACUCUCCAAAGACUUGCUUCAAACAUUUGGCGGUGAUGGUGAGAAAUCAGUUCUUCCACUUUUGGACCUGGUAGAUACGCUACGAAAAGAGGUUAAUGUGAACACGGGAAUAUCGACAAAUUUGCUGUGGAAAAGAUUUCAUCCGGUCAUGAUGUCUAAGAUGGAGUUUUAUGAUUUGGAACAAGAAUUGCGUGGUGUUGGCGUGGAUUUGUUUGAUUUUUAUGAUGAGAAUAAACAAGAUGAUCCAAAAUUAAUGAUGUCGAAUAUGGCCGGCGUGUUUUUAGAUUCGAAAAAAAUGUUGAUUGACGCUAUUGUCACUUUAUAUUUCAUUGACGAGAAUUAUCAUUCAGUUCCUGAAUCGCGUAAAUUAUUUGUUUCCAUUCAAAAAACUCCAUCUCAUAUACGCAACCAAAUAGAAAAACAACUAAAAGCCUCAUCAUCAUUAAUAAAUGUCAUUAAAACACACGAGCAACAACAGCAGUUGCUAAAACAAAAACAGCACCUUUAUUCCAUUUUUGAUUUCAUGAGUGUUGUGAAAGAGAUGCACAUACUCGCCAAACUUCAAUUUCUUGGAUCAUUUGAAGAUCCAAAGCUUGAUAAGGAUAAAUUAUACCCGAUACUUGAGGAACUUAACAAGCUUCUCGAAUUCUCAAUACAAAAGUCCACGAGAUCUCCGCUAGAUUUCGUUCCUCAUCAACGAUUACUGUGGAUUUAUGGCCGAGAUUCAAACGAAAUACUUUGUGGAUGGCAAGCUCGAUUAUGGCAAACUAGUUUCAACGAGUAUUUCUCGGUGGAAAAUGGAGAUAGAAGUUUUUCAUCGUCAUCAUCGUCGAUCGAUUUUAUCAAUAACGAUGUCGUAGCUGAAAUGCCUUGCUACAUUAAUAAAUGCCAAAUUGAUCUCUCUUGUUUAAUUUUUCAGUUAGUUCAGAUUUUAUUAACGCAUCGUGAAAAAUUUGAUGCCGAGACAUUUCACAAUCUAUCUGAGUCGCUUGAUAAUUUGACGCGUAGCACAGUACCAACAUUGUUUCCUAAAAUAAACAGCAAUAAUAUAAUCCAUCACGUUAAUGACGACGAUAAAUACAUCAAUUAUAUGCAUUCAUUAUUGGUUGAAAUGUCACCAGUUACUUUACCAUCGCUUCAAAUGACAGAAAAAAUUCUCAAAGAAACUAAUGGCGUUGAUUCGAAAUUCCACGAAAUAAUAAAUUCGUAUUUUAUCCCAGCUAUUCAAUUAAUUCAACAGAUAAUUGAAGAAAUUUCUCCCCAGAUAGAUGAAGUUACAGUCAAUACAGAUAAUAACUUGAAUAUUCUCAUGGGAAAAUCGUGGACACUAUUGUCUCUCGGCUUUAUUGCUUUAUACAUUCCAAAUUAUCCGGUCGAUCCAACCUCAGAAUCUCGUUUAACCCACGAAUUUCUCGACAAUAAACGGCUUAACUUAGAAACUGAGAUUCAAGUUCGUGAAAACAUACAACAAUACCUCACUGGAGAAUCAACAAAUUCUAUUGUCGAUAAUCGAAGAAAAGAAUUGGAGAAUGUCGCUCAAGAGUUGAAAUUGGCUGAAAUAAACAUGACAUUACGACCAAAACAAUCUGAUCAUGUACUUAUCGACCUGUUCAAGGAUAUCCGUUAUCUAUGUGAUAAUGUGAUUGACGUGAGACACAUGGAUGAGCUUUUAAUGAACCUCGAGAAACCAAUCUACAACAAUGAUUUAUCGAUAUAUCAACGAGAAGCUUUAUUCCAAAGUAAAACUUUUCAGUUUAUCAAUCGACUUUCGAAAAAUUUUCCCCUUUUCCGAGAUAUCACACAUCCAUUAAUUACCUCAAUCUAUCAGUUGAAAUACGGAGUACGAGUAAUCGCUGCACACUCGAGCAUUUUUUCAAAUGUUCACGAUGGUCACGAUAACAAUCUUCAUCACAAUGAGAAAAAUAACACAAAUUUCGUGUAUUCUAUUCUGAUGGCCUUAUUAAAGAUUUCAAGAACUAUGAGCAACUCCACAAAAAUUUUCAAUCAUUCCAUCGAAAAACUCUGUUCGCAAGAAACAAUGACUCGUCUAAAACGAUUAAUAUUUCAAAAUUAUUCUUCCCCAAUGAACUCUGAACAAUAUCUUCAAUACCUCAUCACCGUUCUCAAAUGUGUAUAUUAUCGUGUGGUUUCGCGUGGACAGUUUUUCGUUGACAAAGAUUUGGAAAUUAUUGACAAAUUGUAUUCUGAAAUUGCGAGCGUGUAUUCUGCUGCGCAAGAUUGUCAACGUAAAAAAACAGAAGAGACUGAAAAAUUAUAUAAGCAAAAGGCUAAAACUCAGUCCGCUAUUUUUAGAGACGAUGAUGACCAUUCAAUUAUCGAGUAUGAGGUCAAAAAAUUGUUUCCUGAUUUCAAUAGAGAAUAUCGUGAGUUUCAAGAAAGUGAAAAUGCUGAUAAUGAUGAUGAAGAAAAUUCUAAUAGCGAAUCAUUGGAAUAUGAUGACGAAGAAAUAAUGAUUACGCGGUUUAAUGCCACUAUAGAUAAUUCCGAUCGAAUGAACUUAUCGAAAAGUAUAUUUUGGUCCACCUUCAGGAUGGCAAGAGAUAUUUUCACCUUAUCGCAUAGACUUUUCCCUGAGAAUUUGGACUUUGAGAUGCAAUCAACGCAAAUGCUCGGCACAUUCAUUCUUAAAGACUGGUUAUCGAAUGGUAACCAACAAGAUUUUCAGAUGGUAUUCGAUAACUACAUUAACAAUAAGAAUGAACGGGUUUAUGAUUUCUAUCGAGAUCCAAAUUUAAAUGAAGCAAAAAAAAUAAAUCCCAUCCUAUCAGAAUUUCAAACAAGAAUAAAAAAUUUACUUGAAGAAUGGCCGGACCAUGCCGUCCUACUACAACUUUACGAGAUCAGCAUACGAAUCCAAAGUUUUGUUUUGAAUUCACCAAUUGCCAAAUUCUUGACAGGUCUUGAACUGCUCUUACAAAAAUCCGCAGAAUGGGAAGCUUACGCGAGUAGUCGAGUCUCGCUUCAAAUUCAACUCGAUCAAAUUACCAGUCUUAUUAUUGCUUGGCGACAAUUAGAGUUGAAUUGCUGGCCAAAUUUGUUGGCUGCUCAAGAUAAAUAUUAUGCUGAAUCUGUAUAUCAAUGGUGGUUUCAUCUUUACAAUUGUGUUGUUUCUCCCGCAAUUGGUAGAUUCGAAUGUCAAGUUUUUGCGAAAGAAGAGAUUACAAAGCAUAUUACGCAAAUUGUUGAGACGCUUGAUCAGUUUUUACAGUCUUCGAAAUUGGGAGAUUUCCAGGCUCGACUUGAUUUAAUUCAUUCUUUUUAUUUACACUUGUGUGUAAAUAUUGAAUUCCAAAAAGCGUUACAGAAGAGAGAUGAUCAAGAAGCAGCAACUACCAUUUCGAGUUACUAUAAUCAAGCAGCCGACGCCUUGUAUAAUGUCUACAAAUAUUAUUCACAAUUUUUAACUCAACAUGGUAAAAGCUUGGAAGAAAUGCGUAAGCCAAUCGAAAAAGAUCUAAAAGACUUUGUCAAACUCGCAAGUUGGAAAGAUGUCAACAUUUACGCAUUGAAAAAGAGUGCAGAAAAGACCCAUCGACAUCUAAGUAAAUGCAUUCGAAAGUAUAAGCAAGUUUUGGAUAAACCUAUUACCGAAAUUAUCGUCACAUAUCAAUCUAGUUCGUCAUCCGACAAUACCAUCUCGAUAAUAAAAUCUCCAGAAUUCUCUUCCGAUCAAGAAAAUUGGGUUUCUAACCUCUUGCCUGUUGACCAACCACCUCCACAGAUUCAGGAAUUGUUAAGUCGGUUGGAUAGUAAACGCGUUUCAGCAACACCUGAAAGAUUUACAAAUGUUAAUCAAACUCUUGAGAAACUUUAUUCUUAUUGCAUCAAUGAUAUAUUUGUAAAACGUCCAUCUUGUCAAGGAACUCUCGAUAAAUUUGCGACACAAAUUAUUUUACGAAUUAAAUCACUUCAAGAGGAGACGCCGGCUCUAAUGAAUGAUGAAAAUCAAAGUUCAGUGAAGGCUCUGAAGAUGAUCAAAAAGAAAGCUUUGGUUGAUCUUUUAAAAGAGCUGAAAAGACUUGGUCUCAAUCCUUUCAUUAAAAAUAAACGCGUUGAACAGCAACAAAAUUUGGUUGGUUAUUUGCUUCAACUUCCACGAUUAAAUUUUGAAAAGAUCAUGGAAUCAAAAAGAUGGAAAUCAACAAUCACAACUACUGCCAUUGUUCAUCAAGAAAUUCAGGAUUCUAUUGAAUCUUUGAGAAAAGCUGAUGAUUAUUAUUAUCGAAUUGUGGCUCGAAUGACGCAUCUACGAUAUGUGGCAAAUAAUCCGUCUCAUGAUUUGACCUCUCUAGAGAUCCAGAAAGGUCUUAGUUUCACUGAAGAUUUUUUACACUUGAUUAUUUUGGAAAGACUGACGUUACAUCAAAUCGAACAAAAAUUUAGUUAUAUUUUUGGAUCAGAAUCUCAGUUCGAAAGAAUUUAUACCUUGUAUCAUGCCACAUUCAACAAUAAUGAUGAGUCCAAGCUGUUUAUAUCUUUGAAUACAAUCGACGAAAAAGCAUUUUGUGCACACAAAGAAUUCUUGGAUGAUUUGGUUAACUUGUUAUCUUAUACCUGUUUGAUUCUUAAUAUUCAAAAAGAACUUGCUGACAGUGAGGAUGACGUGGGAUUAGUUGAUUCUCAACAUCAGAGUCGAUUGUCAAAUUGGCUUGAUCAGAUCAUUAAAGUUAGAGAAGACAUUCUCGUGAUUUAUAAUCAGGUCAUAUUAAAUCCAUCUUUCACCAAUGGACACAAAGCUUUCAUUACUGAAGAUAUAAUCAUCAAAAUUCAAAAUAAUAUGGAAACAAUAAACUUACUUUACGAUUUCGUCGAGAAUUUGUGCCAUCGUAUUCCUCAAUCGCGGCACUUCCUCUUAUCGAUUGUUAGCUGUAUCAGCUCGUAUAAGAGCGGAAAUCAUCACUCGAAUGAUGCAGUUUUACUUGAUGAUGAAAAUUUUGAUGAGAAUUCUUAUUUAAUCUUGGAUCUUUGUCAAAAGACCAACGAUUUAAUUGAUGCUGUGCUUUUAUCGGUUCAAAAUCUCUUGAAAAUGGAAAAAGUCAAAAAAGCAACAAGACAAGAGAAUCAAACAUUAAAUAAAAAUAAUAUCAAUGAUGAAAAUAGUGCACAAAUAAUUGAUGAAAUGCCUGAUCAGUUUAUUCGAUCUGAGCAUCAAACAUUCGUCAAAACAAUAACCCAGUUGAAUCUCAACGCCUUUAUAGAUAGCUGCGAUGCAAUUCACGAAAAACUAUCUAUAAUAGUUGACAGCCACCAUAUCAAUACCAAAAAAAAUCGACAUUUACUGACUUUUCUGAUUCAACGAAUAUUUCCAUUCAUAAAACAAUACAUUUUACUUAUACAAUACUAUCUAUCACAAUUUUUCAUUUAUCACAAAUCAAUAUGCAAACUUGCAUACGUGUUGAUAAAUUCAUUCACUACAAUCUUUACGAAAGGUUUUUGUAUGCCAGCUCAGGAGGGCGAAGCUUGUGAAGGUGCAGCUCAAGACGGAGUCCAAGGCACCGGGAUUGGAGAAGGUGAAGGAAGUAAAGACGUGAGUGAAGAGAUUGAGGAUGAAGAACAAGUAUUGGGUACCCAAGAUGGCAUUGAUAAUCAUGAAAAAUCAGAGAAAAGGAAAGACGAAGGAGAGAAAGGGAUCGAAAUGGAAAAAGAUUUCGAAGGUGAGCUAGAAGAUCUUGAUACACAAGAAAUGAGUGAGGAUGGCAAUGAUGAUGAUAAUGAAAGUCAGGAAUUAGAAUUAGAUGAACAAAUCGGAAAGCUUGAUGAUACUGAUCCUGAUGUUGUCGAUGAAAAGAUGUGGGGAGAUAAUUCUGCUGAAAGUGCUGAUGAUAGUCGGAAGACGAUUGAUCACGAACAAACGAAUGAUCAGGAUGGCGAAACUGAGAUUGUUGCUAAAGACAAUGAAGAUCAAGAUGAUGUGUCAAAGAAACAAAAAGACUUGCAACAAGAAACGAAUCGAGAUGUGGAUUUAAACUUGGAAGAACAGGAAAGAGAGUUUAAUGAAUCUGAACAGGACGAUGAGUACAAUAAUUAUGAACGAAAUGAACAAUCUCUAAUUGAAGUUCCAGAAGCUGAAACUCUAGAGCUACCAGAGGAUUUAAAGAUGGACGAAGAUGACGACAUUCUCAAUGAGCCAGAAGAUGAUCAAAUUCCGGAUGGAAACCUGGAUGAUUCCUUAGGUAAUAUGGAUAUCGAUGAACCAGAGAUGAAGGAGUCGGAAAAAAAUGUACAAGAAGAAAUUACUUCAGAGAGUGCGCUCGAUGAUUCUGCUAAAAUAAUACAAGAAGAUAAAGAUGAUCGAGAAAAACCUAAAGACAAAUUGGAUUUAUGUUCAAACAAUCUUGAAAAAUCAUCUACACAGAAAGAAAAUCGUACUCUGGAUUUUGAUGUUAAUAAUUCUGUGCAAAAUGAUGCUGAUCAACAAAUGGAUAUUACAAGCAACGAAUGUAAUCAAAAUACUCAAAUUAAUAAUAAAGAUAACGAAGAUGAAAAUAAAGAUGAUCGAGAAAAACCUAAAGACAAAUUGGAUCUAUAUCCAAACAAUCUCGAAAAAUCAUCUACACAGAAAGACAGUCGUACUCUGGAUUUUGAUGCUAAUAAUUCGGUGGAAAAUGAUGCUGAUCAACAAAUGGAUAUUACAAGUAACGAAUGUAAUCAAAAUACAACUCAAAUUAAUAAUGAAGGUGAAAGUAAAAAGCCAAAAGCUGAAGAAAAAAUCCAGGACAUUAAUCCCCAUCGUAGUUUAGGCGAUGCGAUGGAACAAUGGCGCAAACGACUCAAUAUUAUUGAUAUAGAUAAUUCCGUUACUGAGAAUCACGAAUCUGAGCAUGAAGAACAGCAAAAAGAAACAGAAAGUUACAUUAAUCAUCAAAAGAUGUUUGAAUAUCUGAAAGACGACGAAACAUCACACGAUACGCAGACAAUGGGCCCUGCUGCGGAGGAUCAAACUCGAGAAAUGGAUAUAACUGGCGCAAUAGAUGAUGAUGACGAAGAUAUGUAUCAGAAUUCUGAGGACGCGGUCGAAGAUGGAAUGGGAGGAGCUAUUCUAAACAAAAGAAAAAAAGAUUCAGGCACUCAUCAAAGUAAUGAUGAUCAUGAAGAGGAAGAAGCUGUUUCUCAAAAUAUGGACAUGUCUAAUAUAGUUCAUGCGCCAAUUCCUCAAGAACAAUUUGCUAGUAUGCGAGAUCACCUAGAAAUGAAAUUAUCAGAAUGGCGUGAAAAUGGUCGUGAUGUCGUUCAGGCUCGAGACCUCUGGCAAAAAUACGACAGUCUAACACACGAUCUUGCAAAUGGCCUUUGCGAACAACUUCGAUUAAUUCUCGAACCGACAAUGGCCACGCGACUUAAAGGUGAUUACAAAACGGGAAAACGGCUCAACAUGAAAAAAAUUAUUCCCUAUAUCGCCAGUGACUUUAAAAAAGACAAAAUUUGGCUUCGACGUACAAAACCAAGUAAACGACAGUAUCAAGUAAUGAUUGCAGUUGACGAUUCAAAAUCUAUGUGUGAAACUCACUCGAUACAACUUGCCUACGAAACUCUUGCUUUAAUUUCUAAAGCUUUAUCACAACUUGAAGUGGGUGCCAUCUCAAUUGUGAAUUUCGGCAAAGAUGUUCGUAUCUUGCAUCCUUUCGACCAACCAUUUACUGCGGACGCGGGUGCAAAAGUACUACAACAGUUUACCUUUGAACAGGAUAAAACACUCGUCAGGUCAUUAAUGGAUACUACGAUAGGCCUACUGAAACACGCAAGAGUCAAUAAUAUAGGUACAAAUGGUGGUGCAUCACGAAAUACCGAACUUUGGCAAUUACAAAUCAUAAUAUCUGAUGGUGUUUGUGAAGAUCACGCAAGUCUUAAAACGUUGGUCAGACAAGCGGCCGAAGCUCAAAUUAUGGUUAUCUUCAUUAUCGUGGACAAUAAACCAAAUGAGAAGGAUUCUAUUAUGUCCAUGAAUCAUGUUAAAUACAGUCAAGUUGAUGGGCGAAUGAUGCUUAGGAUGCAAAAAUAUUUAGACACUUUUCCAUUUGACUAUUAUGUAGUCUUGCGUGAUAUUAAUGCGUUGCCUGAGACUCUGGCAGAUGCAUUGAGACAAUAUUUUAGUGUAGUAGGAAAUUUAUAG
Ambispora leptoticha is the source of this 16635-nucleotide messenger RNA. The record is from the annotation of a GenBank genome assembly. NCBI's taxonomy places the organism in Eukaryota, Fungi, Glomeromycota, Glomeromycetes, Archaeosporales, Ambisporaceae.